Abrus precatorius (Indian licorice) is the source of this 4137-nucleotide messenger RNA. RefSeq lists its product as uncharacterized. Gene Ontology annotation, biological process: DNA integration. The annotation marks the transcript as partial. Gene Ontology annotation, molecular function: nucleic acid binding. Lineage: Eukaryota; Viridiplantae; Streptophyta; Magnoliopsida; Fabales; Fabaceae. The transcript is spliced from 5 exons. The record is from RefSeq and is a predicted model, not a curated record.
ACUGGACUAAUACACUUGUUGCCAAGAUUUCAUGGCCUUGCAGGUGAAGAUCCGCACAAGCACCUCAAGGAGUUCCAUAUUGUUUGUUCAACUAUGAGGCCACAAGGUGUGCCUGAGGAGCAUGUCAAGUUAAAGGCUUUUCCAUUCUCUCUGAUGGAUGCAGCCAAGGAUUGGCUCUACUAUCUCCCUCCAGGAUCUAUUGCUAGUUGGGACAACUUGAAGAGACUUAUCCUGGAGAAAUUUUUUCCAGCAUCAAGAGCUGCGUCCAUAAGAAAGGAAAUAUGUGGGAUAAGGCAACUUGAAAGAGAGACCCUCUAUGAAUAUUGGGAAAGAUUCAAGAGGUUGUGUGCUAGCUGCCCUCAUCACCAAAUUAGUGAUCAAUUGCUCAUACAGUACUUCUAUGAAGGACUGCACCCUAUGGACCGAAGCAUGAUAGACGCCGCAAGUGGAGGGGCGUUGGUUGACAAAACUCCAAUUGCAACCCGGAAUUUGAUAGAGAAUAUGGCUGCCAACUCACAACAAUUUGCAACAAGGCAAAAUUCUUGUGUUACCAGAAAUGUGAGUGAAGUUCAAGUUGCUAAGUCUAGUAAAAUAGAACACAAGCUUGAUGAAUUGGCAUCCAUGGUGAAGCAAUUGGCUUCCAUGCAAAAGAGUGUUGCUGCAUCCUCAUCUGCUCCGCCACCCAUUCUAGCCAUGUUGUGUGGUAUUUGCUCAGUUACAGACCAUUACACUGAUAGCUGUCCUACACUACAAGAGUCUGAUACUUUAGAAGGUAAUCCUCAGGCCUAUGCUGCAAAUAUUUACACUAAUAAAUUUCCUUUUCCAAAUUCGCAGCAGCAGCCCAAUUGGGAUCUAUCUUCCAAUAGAUAUAACCCAGGCUGGAGGAACCAUCCAAAUUUGAGAUGGGAGAAAAAUGAACCAUCACUGGAGGAGCUCAUGAAGCAAUUGACCAUGAACAACAUCACUUUCCAGCAAAGAACCGAGGCUAGUAUUAAGACUUUGGAGAACCAAAUGGGACAACUAGCCUCAUCUCUGAACCAGAUGCAAUCUCAAGGUUCAGGAAACCUCCCUGCACAAACUGUAGCAAAUCCUAAAAAUGUGAGUGCAAUCACUCUGAGGUCUGGAAAAGUGAUGCAAGAACCCACAGUGUCCAAAGAGAAAGGAGACCCAAAAUGUGCUCCAUCUACAGUUGAUCUAAAUGGAGAGGAAAAGGUUCAAGAACAACCAGAACCUACAUCUGCCCAACCAAAGGCGGCAGAAAAUGUUGAUAGGCCAAUUCCUCUACCAUUUCCUCAGAGAGUUAUCCAACCAAGCAAGAAGAUUGAAGAGGCUGAGAAAGAGAUCCUUGAGACCUUCCGAAAGGUAGAGGUGAACAUACCUCUACUAGAUGCAAUCAAGCAAAUACCCAAGUACGCCAAGUUCUUGAAAGACUUAUGCACCCAUAGGAGGCGUCUUAAGGGUAAUGAGAAGGUAAAUAUGGGUAGGAAUGUUUCUGCACUCUUUGAAAAACAAAGGUCCACAAUGCCUGAGAAAUGUAAGGACCCAGGAACAUUCACUAUCCCAUGCAUUAUUGGUAAUAAUAUGAUUGAGAAUGCCAUGCUAGAUUUAGGAGCAUCUAUAAAUGUCAUGCCAUUGUCUAUUUUUACUUCACUAUCUCUUGGCCCUCUGCAGCCAACAGGUGUGGUUAUUCAGUUAGCCAACAGAAGCAUAACAAACCCAGCUGGGAUUGUUGAAGAUGUAUUAGUCAGAAUGAAUGAUCUCAUCUUCCCAGCUGACUUUUACAUUUUGGACAUGCAAGAGGGAGAAUCAGUGAAAGGUGCGGCACCAAUCAUUUUGGGAAGACCGUUCUUGAAGACUGCAAGAACGAAAAUUGAUGUGCACGCUGGGACGCUCACUAUGGAGUUUGGAGACAGCAUUGUGCGCUUCAACAUUUUGGACGCCAUGAAGCAUCCAUUGGAAGAACACUCUGUUUUCCAAAUUGAUUUGCUGGAUGAUUUGAUAGAUGAUCAAUGUUCUGAUGCCAAGUCACUCCCCUCUGUGGAGCAAUCUCCUACACUAGAGCUUAAACCAUUGCCAGAGCAUUUGAAAUAUGUCUAUUUAGAGGAAAAUGAGAAGCUUCCAGUGAUAAUCUCCACUAAGCUGAAUAUCAAUCAAGAGGAGGAGCUCCUAGAAGUGAUAAGGAGGCACAAGAAGGCUAUAGGCUGGACGCUUGCCGAUAUUCCUGGAAUUAGCCCCUCUCUUUGUAUGCACAGAAUAUUAUUGGAGGAGGGUGCUAAACCAGUGAGACAGCCUCAAAGGAGGGUAAAUCCCAUCAUUUUAGAUGUGGUGAAGAAAGAAGUCACCAAGUUGCUGCAAGCUGGGAUUAUCUAUCCUAUAUCUGAUAGCACUUGGGUCAGCCCGGUCCAAGUAGUUCCCAAGAAAUCUGGACUCACUGUGGUAAAGAAUGAAAAAGAUGAGUUAAUACCAACCAGAGUCCAGAACAGUUGGAGAGUCUGUAUAGACUACCGGAGACUUAACCAAGCGACCCGGAAGGAUCACUUCCCAUUGCCUUUCAUUGACCAGAUGUUGGAAAGGUUGGCUGGUAAGUCUCACUAUUGUUUCCUUGAUGGUUUUUCCGGUUAUUUUCAAAUUUGUAUAGCACCUGAAGACCAGGAAAAAACCACUUUUACAUGUCCUUUUGGCACUUUUGCCUAUAGGAGAAUGCCGUUUGGCUUGUGCAAUGCUCCAGGCACAUUUCAAAGAUGCAUGCUCAGUAUUUUUUCUGAUUUAGUGGAGCAUUGCAUAGAAGUCUUUAUGGAUGACUUUACUGUAUAUGGUCCAUCUUUUUCUGCAUGUUUGGUUAAUUUGGAAAAAGGAAUUGAAGUAGAUCCCGCAAAACUUGAUGUUAUUGCACAACUACCUUACCCCUCUUGUGUUCGAGAGGUUCGUGCUUUUCUUGGUCAUGCAGGGUUCUACAGGAGAUUCAUUAAGAACUUCUCCAAAAUUGCCAUUCCCUUGUCUAAGCUUUUGCAAAAGGAGGCUGAGUUCAAUUUUGAUGAAAAGUGCAAGGAAGCAUUUAAUAUGCUUAAGGAAGCCCUGACUACCACACCCAUCAUCCAACCUCCAGAUUGGACCACACCAUUUGAAUUAAUAUGUGAUGCAUCCAAUUUUGCAGUGGGGGCUGCAUUGACUCAGAGGGUUGGUAAGUUUCCUCACAUCAUUUAUUAUGCUUCUAGAACUUUGGAUCAAGCACAAUGUAAUUAUACCACAACUGAAAAAGAAUUGUUGGCCAUUGUUUUUGCAUUGGAUAAGUUUAGAUCAUAUCUGUUAGGGUCAAAAGUUGUGGUUUUUACUGAUCAUUCUGCUUUGAAGUAUUUACUGAGAAAGACAGAUUCUAAGCCUAGGCUUAUAAGAUGGAUGCUUCUACUUCAAGAGUUUGAUCUGGAGAUCAAGGAUAGAAGCGGAACCCAAAAUCUGGUAGCUGACCACCUGAGUAGGAUAGAGGGAGUUCCUAACCCUAUUCCAAUUUUAGAUGAUUUUCCUGAUGAACAACUCUUAGAGUUGUAUGCUUCACAGACACCUUGGUACGCUGAUAUUGUUAACUUUCUUGCUGCAGGAGUUUUUCCAACAGAUGCACCAAAAGCCAAAAAGGAUAAGAUAAGGAGUGAUGCCAAACACUAUGUUUGGGAUGACCCUUAUUUAUGGAAAUUCUGCAGUGACCAAGUUAUUAGAAGAUGUGUGCCUGAUGAAGAGAUCUGUGAAAGAUGCCAGAGAGCAGGCGGAGUAAUUACCUGGAGACAGGAGAUGCCCCAGCAAUCCAUCCUGUAUUGUGACAUCUUUGAUGUCUGGGGUAUCGAUUUUAUGGGACCAUUCCCUUCCUCUUUUGGUUUUCUGUAUAUACUUCUUGCUGUUGAUUAUGUCUCAAAAUGGGUGGAAGCUAAAGCCACCAGGACUAAUGAUGCUAAAGUUGUUGCAGAUUUUGUCCGUAGCAACUUGUUUUGUAGGUUUGGAAUUCCUAGAGCCAUCAUUAGUGAUCAAGGAAGUCAUUUCUGCAAUAGGACUAUGGAAGUCUUAUUGAAGAAAUAUGGAGUUGUGCACAAAGUUUCCACUGCCUAUCACCCACAAACAAAUGGGCAGGCUGAGCUCUCCAAUAGGGAA